This is a messenger RNA of Dioscorea cayenensis subsp. rotundata (Guinea yam), 1882 nucleotides long. RefSeq lists its product as uncharacterized. Bases 316 to 1545 code for a protein of 409 amino acids. The record is from RefSeq and is a predicted model, not a curated record. The transcript has 8 exons. NCBI's taxonomy places the organism in Eukaryota, Viridiplantae, Streptophyta, Magnoliopsida, Dioscoreales, Dioscoreaceae.
UCGAAUCGUCUCCAAAUUUCAAUGAUUUUCUUGGUUUUUUACCCAAAGUUUCAAUCUUUUCCAGAGAUCAGCGAUUGGUAGAGAGGGAUUUGCGAAGAGAUGCCACAAUGGCUCGCUUCAAGCAUGAGAUCGAACUCCCUCGCUUUCGCAGGGCGAGGGCGCUGGGACGAGGAUGGAAAUGGCGGUGCUCGCUCUGGAUUUUCUCAUUCUCGAUGUUGCUAUUCAUAUGCUUCUCUUUUUUCGUCGCUAAGUUCUUCUUUCACGGUUCACUCCAAGGGCAGGUUGGCAAAGAAUUUUUCAUGAGAGGAAACUUGAAUGGUGAACAGAGAAACGAGUGAUGUGUACUUGGCUGACAAAGUAAAUAUGCCUUCCCAAGUUAAAGAUGUUGAUGGUAGCACCUCAAUGAAUGGUCAACAAAAUAGAUCUGAAUUGGAGAGCUCAAGACCACCUAAACGAAAGUCACACAAAAAUUACAGUCCAUGUCAAAUCGAGUUAACAGAGUCAAUUGGUGAUCUUCUGGAACCAGAGAAUUACAUGAACUUUACAAAGUUUACACUUGAAUAUGUUGCAAAAGAGGGAAAAUUUAGUGAGGAUGAUAGCUUUGUACCAAAAUUUGGUGGUCAUCAAACUCUUGAAGAGAGGGAAGCGUCAUUUCACGCAACUGACCAAACGAUACAUUGUGGUUUCGUCAAAGGACCAACUGAGCAUCCCAGCUCUGGUUUUGAUUUGGAUGAGCAAGAUAAGGAUUACCUGUCUGCUUGUCAUGUGGCGGUGUCAUCAUGCAUUUUUGGAAGUUCGGACUAUUUGAGAAGACCUGCAAGCAAGAAGAUUGGCACAUAUUCUAAGAAGAAUGUAUGCUUCGUCAUGUUCCUGGAUGAGCUAACGCUGAAAACACUUUCUUCAGAAGGACAAGUUCCUGACAAUCAGGGAUACAUUGGCUUGUGGAGAAUUGUCAAAGUGAAAAACUUACCGUACACGGACAUGCGGAGAACUGGAAAAGUGCCAAAAUUUUUAGCACACAGACUCUUUCCAUCAGCAAGGUAUUCAAUCUGGAUUGACAGCAAAAUGAGAUUAAAUGCUGACCCACUUCUCAUCAUUGAAUAUUUUUUGUGGAGAAAGAGGUCAGAGUAUUCUAUUUCAAAUCAUUAUGAUAGACAUUGUGUCUGGGAGGAAGUUCUCCAAAACAAGCGCUUGAAUAAGUACAACCAUACAGCCAUUGAUGAACAGUUUCUGUUCUAUCAGUCUGAUGGCCUUACAAAGUUCAAUAAAUCUGAUAUGAAUAGUCCUCUUCCAAGUUUUGUGCCUGAAGGUUCAUUUAUUGUGCGUGCUCACACGCCCAUGUCAAAUUUGUUUUCCUGCUUAUGGUUUAAUGAAGUCGACCGCUUCACUUCACGAGAUCAGUUGAGUUUCGCAUACACUUUUCUGAAGCUGAAGAGAAUGAACCCUGGAAAACCAUUUUUCCUUAACAUGUUUAAGGAUUGUGAGCGAAGAGCCAUGACGAAAUUAUUCCAUCAUAGAGCAGAAGUCCAGCAGCUGCAUCCCUGAGAGCAUAUUUAACUCUUGAAACUUGUGUGCACAUACAUCCUCCAGUUCAAGAAGUCUUGUGUUUUUAAACCCAAAACUCUUGUACCAGAGUCCAGUUUAGAAGCUGUGUGAUUGAGAGGACAAUGAAUGCCCCCUGUGAUUCUAUCCAGAGAACGCCAAACCCACAAGCAAUACUAUAAUUUUGAGGUUUCCAAUUUGUAUACACCAUUCAAACUUAAGGACUUAUUCCUGAUUCAAAUUGUAUCAUUUGUUGAGAAUCAAUAGUAAUUUUUCAGUGAUAGAAUUCAACUUUGUGGUUUAUCAUUGUGUAGUCUUGAAAUCAAUAGUAGCUAAAAAA